Molecule: messenger RNA, 1608 nt
Organism: Daphnia carinata
Lineage: Eukaryota; Metazoa; Arthropoda; Branchiopoda; Diplostraca; Daphniidae
Product: cytochrome P450 4c3-like
Exons: 12
Coding region: 10-1608 (532 amino acids)
Molecular function (GO): oxidoreductase activity, acting on paired donors, with incorporation or reduction of molecular oxygen; iron ion binding; monooxygenase activity
Source: RefSeq, a predicted model, not a curated record
GCGUGCGAUAUGUUUGGCACAGACGUUUGGAGAAUCAAAUGGAGUUCGUGGUUCAUCUUAGUUAUUGUACCGAUCAUUUGGUACUGCAUAUGGCUUCGUUCACGAUUUGUAAGGCUCGUGAACGCGCUUCCGGGGCCUAAACAGUUUCCGUUGCUGGGCAACCUACUCGAGCUGAGCGUCGAUUAUGAUGAAUUUCUGAGGAUUUUAACAAGUGAUUGGGUAAAGAAAUACGGAAGCAUUUACCGUGCAUGGCUCACUGUCCAUCCAGUGAUUUUCAUUGCCUCACCGGAGUUACUGGAACCAAUCUUAGGAAGCCAUUUGCUUAUUUCUAAACCAAAGGAAUAUCAAUUGUUGAAGGCAUUUAUUGGUAACAGCCUUGCCCUAAUAACAGGUGACCGAUGGAAAAAUCGCCGUCGUAUGCUAACUCCGGCAUUCCACAUUCAACAUGUCAACAAUUUCGUGAACAUUUUCAACGAAAAGAGUGUAGACACCGCUCGCCAAAUGGAACGCGUCCUCAAUGUCCUUGAUGAUGAAUUGGACGUUUUUCCCAUCAUGACGCAAUGCGCCUUGGAUAUUCUUUGUGAAAGUUCCAUUGGUCGCAAGACAAGAAGCCAAGAAGAAAAGGAUAUUUAUUUCCAAAACCUUCAUAAAGUUCAACUGGUUUUCAUGAAGCGCAUAGUAAAGCCAUGGCUUGGAAUCGAUUGGCUUUUCCAGUUAACUAAUCUUGGUCGUUUAAAUAAAGCUUAUGUUUCUGCUACUCGUUCGUUCACUGAUUUGGUCAUUCGAGAUCGCCGUGAAUGGCGUAUGGAGCAAAUGAAAAAAUAUCCGAAACAAGGUACAACAAAAGAAACACCAGACGACAGCGUGAAUCACGAAGAAGAUCUUUAUCAAUCAAGUUUAACUAUAAUAAUAAGAGAGAGGUCUGCCUUUCUAGACAUUCUUCUCAAAGCAUCGGAAGAUGGAGAAAUGAUUAGCGAAGAUGACAUCAAAGAUGAAGUCAAUUUAUUUAUGGUGGCGGGCCACGAAACGACAGCAAUUACUUUAUCGAUGUGCCUCUACCUAAUCGCCAAACAUCCCGAACAACAGAAAUUGGUAAUGGAAGAACUGACACAAGUGUUUGGUGAAUCAACUCGCCCGUGUUCGAUUCACGACUUGGGCCAGCUCAGGUAUUUAGAAUGCUGCUUAAAAGAAACCUUAAGGCUAUACACACCUGUACCAUUCAUUAUGAGAUACUUGACAGAGGAUGUCCAGACAGGUGACUAUACAUUACCUAAAGGCGCUACGGUUGCGCUAAUGCUUUACAGCAUGCAUCGCAAUCCUCUUUUCUAUCCGGAUCCGGAAUGUUUUAAACCGGAGCGGUUCUUUCCGGAGAACAGAAUCGCUCGACAUCAGUACGCAUUCAUUCCGUUUAGCGCUGGCCCUCGGAAUUGUAUCGGUCAGAAGUUCGCUAUGCUUAAAUUGAAAGUUUGUCUGGCCAACUGGAUCCGACGAUUUCAUUUUAGCGUCAAGGAUCCAUCGGCUCCGCUUUUCGUUCCGUCUGUCGAGGUGACGCUAAAACCUAAACAUGGCGUUCACCUUGUGAUUAAGAAACGAUCUGCCAGCAGGUGA